AUGCUGAUAAUUUUAUCUGUUAUUCUUACAUUUUUGACUCUAUUUUAUCAUACCUACUGGAAACGACGAAAUUUGCCGCCAGGUCCUAUCCCCCUUCCCUUUAUCGGCAAUCUUCUCACUCUAUACUUCUAUGAACCUGGUUAUGAAGCGUUUCGCCUUUGGUCUCAAAAGUAUGGACGUUGUUUCACAUUCUGGAUGGCGAACCGACCUGCGGUUGUGGUGACUGACUACGAGUUGAUGAAAGAAACUCUUGUCAAGGACGGUGCAGCCUAUACAGGCAGAUUAGAAGUGCCUCUUUCGCGUAUGGUACGAGGUGGUGAUUACGGUAUUGUGGAAACGACUGGUGAACUGUGGCAACAACAGCGAAGAUUCGUACUACAUGUUUUUCGCGAUUUUGGAAUGGGUAAAAAUCUCAUGGAAGAGAGGGUUCUGUCAGAGGUGUCCGACUUUCUGUCAAAAUGCAACGUAAAUGCAGGAAAAGAACUAGACCUCCGGAAUAAUUUCGACACCGCCAUUGGAUCAAUUAUCAAUAGCAUUCUUUUUGGAUUUCGGUUUGACGAAACAAAUAUGGAUGUGUUCUUAACUCGAAAAGAGAUUGUCAAGCGUAUUAUGGAAAGGUCGGCUCGACCCGCAUUUAUAAUGUGGAUGAUGUUCCCGUGUCUGAAAUACUUUCCGUACUUCUGGAAAUACAACAAAGAAGCGGAGUUGAACAAAGAUGUACUGUUUGAGAUGUUCGAUUCACAAAUCGAAGCUCACAAAACAGAAAUUAAUUUCGAUCACGAAAAAAGCACGGAUUAUGUGGAAGCUUUCCUUAAAGAACAGAAACGUCACGAGAAUGAACCCGAUUGUGGAGGAUUUUCAUGGGAUCAACUUCGUAAUAUGUGUUUUGAUCUAUGGAUGGCAGGCAUGGAAACCACAUCGAACACUUUGUACUGGGGAUUACUAUAUGUGGUGUUAGAUUCUGAAGUGCAGAGACGCAUACACGACGAAAUGGAUCGAGAAAUUGGAUCAGAGAGAUUGAUCUCCACUGCGGAUCGAAGUCGCCUACCGUAUAUGAACGCGGUGAUCAAUGAAAUCCAACGUGUUGCAAAUCUUCUACCGCUCAAUGUGUUCCACGAGACCACCACCGAUGUGGUGAUCGAUGGCUACCGUAUACCCUCCGGCACGUUGUUCCUACCGCAAAUCUCUAGCGUUAUGUAUGACGAAAAGGUGUUUCCGGAACCAUACAAAUUUGAUCCGAGCAGACAUUUAGCUAGCGAUGGCAGUUUUGUGAAAAUCGACGAGAUCAUACCGUUUUCAUUGGGGAAACGGCAAUGUGUCGGCGAAAGUCUGGCGCGAAUGGAGUUAUUCCUGUUCCUAGCAAACCUAUUCAAUCAAUUUGAGGUUCAACCUCACGGUAACAAGUUGCCAUCGACGAAAAAACACUUUGGAAACACAGUUCGAGCAGAUGACUUUUCUGUAAUUCUGCAAAAACGCCAUUAA
Messenger RNA from Necator americanus (New World hookworm), 1482 nucleotides. RefSeq lists its product as uncharacterized. The record is from RefSeq and is a predicted model, not a curated record. Gene Ontology annotation, biological process: xenobiotic metabolic process. Gene Ontology annotation, molecular function: iron ion binding; heme binding; oxidoreductase activity, acting on paired donors, with incorporation or reduction of molecular oxygen, reduced flavin or flavoprotein as one donor, and incorporation of one atom of oxygen. Lineage: Eukaryota; Metazoa; Nematoda; Chromadorea; Rhabditida; Ancylostomatidae. Gene Ontology annotation, cellular component: intracellular membrane-bounded organelle; cytoplasm. The transcript is spliced from 10 exons. The coding region runs from base 1 to 1482 and encodes 493 amino acids.